AUAGCUCUUCACAAAAUUCAGCCCCUUCUAUCAUAAUCCCCAAAGCAAUAAUGAGCGGAUCGAUAGCUGCCGCUAACAACAGUUUGAGAAACGCGACAGCCAUUUUUGUUCUCUAUACAGACACAAAGUAUUUUAGAGUAUCAUUGACGGAUACUACGAGGACCAAAAGCCGCUUGAAUAGUCUUGUGAUUGCUGGGAGUGUUAAAGGAUUAACUGUGGCAAAUUUGAGAGUCCCGGGUUAUAUUGCCCUGCCAAUGAUUGAACCAGGGGACACAAAAAGCACUUUGUGCUCUUACUGGGAAUUCAGCAUAGGAGAUUGGUCACAAGACGGUUGCAAGUUUGAACGCGUUCUUGAGGAUGGAAGAGUGCUUUGUAGUUGCAAUCACUUUACUAACUUUGCAAUGUUGAUGGAUAUCAAUCCAGGGAAGAUCACUGCACAUUAUAAAAUACUUGGUGUAGUAAGUUACGUUGGAUGUGCACUAUCAUUAAUUGGACUUGCUUUGACAAUAAUCGUGAUACUAAUAUUAAGGGAUCUCCGAACCAAAGCUCCAAGCCAGAUCUUGCUAAACUUCUGUGUUGCUUUAUCGUUAACGAUUAUCGUAUUCUUGGCCGCUGCGGAGAGAUCAAACACGUCCACAUUGGCCGGAUGUCGGGCAGCGGCAAUUGCCCUUCAUUACUUCCUGUUAGCAACAUUCUUUUGGAUGGCGGUAGAAGCGUAUAACAUGUAUCGGGGAUUUGUAAUUGUCUUCUCUGAUUCACAUCCACCCAAGUUUAUCACAAAGUGCUGUCUGUUUGCAUGGGGUACCCCUACAUUGAUCGUAGUAAUAACAAUGAUAGCUGCCAUUGAUAAAUAUGGAGACGAAACCUAUUGUCGAUUACAUGGCGUUGCUUUCAUUGUGGCGUUUUUGACUCCAACUAUUCUUAUCCUCGUUGGCAAUAUCGUGGUUUAUUGCUUCAUCAUUCGAUCAUUGCUUACUUCCGGUACCAAAGUCACCUCUGACCGCAAGAAAAAGGGUUUUCAGCAAGCUAAACAGGGAAUAGCGAUUGUGGUGCUGCUCGGGUUGACCUGGCUUUUCGGUAUUCUCGCGAUUGGUGAUGCAAAACCAGGGUUUCAAUAUUUGUUUUGCAUUUUCAACACGCUUCAAGGCCUGUUUGUCUUCCUCUUUUUUGUUGUUUUUUCGUCUGGGACAAGACGCCAACUGAAGAAACUCGUCAAAAGCAAAAUCGUAUCUGAAAGUCGUGAAGGCCAACCUAAAAAGAAGAAAUUCAGCUUUCAUUUCAUUUUCAACAAGGGAUAUAUUGAUAAUAAUACGGCUUCCACAGGCACGAGUGAAUCAAAAUCUUCUAACAAAAGCCUUGAUGUAUCAGUUAUUUCAACCUCUUCCAAGAAGACUAACGAAUCCGAUUCUGAACGCGCGAAAGAUCAUGUUGACACCAAACCAAAGAUUAGCUCGAAAAAGAAUAGAAAAAAAUGAGUCAUAUUUCAUCAUAAGAAUCGAACCCAAUACGUAAUCCAACACUUAAUGCUGGUUUAGAUGUGUAACCGCUGUUUAUGUAAACUUUCCAUUCAUACAGAAAUUGUCCCCGAGAGAUAUGUCAUCCCGGGGAGGGAGUAUUACCCAUCGAAUUCUCCAGACGGAAUUAUAAAUAUACAAACUUUCGAAACAACAUAUACGAUAUCGUAAUUUCAAGUUAGAUGUUUUAAUCCUAUAUUAAUUAAUUUCGAUUCUCUCCCACAACAUUGUAAUUGGGGUGAAGGGAGGGAAUAUAUUAAGUAGCACAAUGUAC
Messenger RNA from Dendronephthya gigantea, 1788 nucleotides. RefSeq names its product adhesion G-protein coupled receptor G2-like. The record is from RefSeq and is a predicted model, not a curated record. The transcript has 5 exons. Lineage: Eukaryota; Metazoa; Cnidaria; Anthozoa; Malacalcyonacea; Nephtheidae. The coding region runs from base 51 to 1475 and encodes 474 amino acids. Gene Ontology annotation, molecular function: G protein-coupled receptor activity. Gene Ontology annotation, cellular component: membrane. Gene Ontology annotation, biological process: cell surface receptor signaling pathway; G protein-coupled receptor signaling pathway.